Molecule: messenger RNA, 3285 nt
Organism: Aplysia californica (California sea hare)
Lineage: Eukaryota; Metazoa; Mollusca; Gastropoda; Aplysiida; Aplysiidae
Exons: 7
Coding region: 324-2915 (863 amino acids)
Biological process (GO): DNA recombination; DNA integration
Molecular function (GO): DNA binding
Source: RefSeq, a predicted model, not a curated record
UAUAUGGGGCAUUUUUCUAUAUUUGAGUUUGUUGAGGGGCAGGAUUUUUUUGUGGGGCAUAUAUAAUGCCCCAUAAUUUGAGCUAUGCCAAAACGUUUAUUGGGAUGCCUAAUUGCCCUGUACAAAUUUUCUCACAACAGUGUCUGACAUCGAAAUUUAUACAAAAUCGCCACUGUGAUCCCCAAAACCUAGUUAUCGUGGUCUUCAAGAUAUUUUUAGUAUUUUAGGGGGAGGUAACUAUCAUCUUCUUUUUAGCCUACCCCGACUUCCUGUUUCCGCUUUCGUUUUCUGAACCGGUUACUUUGUUUACACUGGGAAGCAAAAUGGCUUCAUAUGGAAGAAAGAUGUUGGAAGCAGCUUUGUCGAAGAAUGCUCAACCAGAGUCAAGCAGGCCUUACUCCACUCGCUCUGUGAGACCUCCUACUGCUAAAGUUGAUUGUCAGGAUAAGGUAAAAGAGUGGCUACAUUUAUCAUCCUGCUGUCCAGAAGAGGGAGUUCUGGAAGAGAUGGACUGUGGGUCCUCAAGCCAUUCUGAGUAUGAGCCAUUCACUUCAGGCUCAGAAUCAGAAUCUGGAGAAGCGUUCCCAGCAUCAGAAAAAGCUAUCCCAGAAGAAGAAGAUGUCCCAGAAUCUGUAGUGUCACAGGAACAGAGUGAAAUAUUUCCAAUGCUCCAAGGUAUAAGAGAUCUUCCUUCUGUUGGCCCUGAUCGACAACAAAGUGAUGAUGUCGAACCAUUGGAAUGUCCUCCAGAAAAUGACGCUCUUGAAGUAACGGCCCCAUCUCAAAGCCAGCUUCGAAAAGCUUUCGCAAAAGUAAAAAUCGCUGGGGAUCCUAAAUCCGGGAGUAAAAGAAACUAUCGCAAGCCAGACUAUUGUGUCUUUUGCAAGGGGAUGUAUGUCUCAAAGAUAUCUGCCCAUUACCUGUCUGUCCAUUCCAAGGAGGCUAAGGUGAAAGACAUUGUGUCAUUGCCUAUAGGCUCGAAAGAAAGGAAACGGCUCAUGAUCCUCCUACAAAAUGCAGGAAAUCACGAGCAUAACUGCGAGGUUUUGAGGAAUGGUUGUGGGGAAAUCACGGUAAGCAGGCGACCCACCUCCCAAGAAACUUCCAGGCCUGAAUUGUAUCUCCCUUGCACAGAGUGCAAGGCAUGGGUUUUUGAAAAAAGCCUCAGCCUACAUUCCAAAACAUGUCCUGCUGGAAAGAACUCUGACAAAAAUUUCCUGAGAAACAGCAGGAUGCUGCUGUCACCUUUCCUUCAGCUGGAUUCUGAUGAGGGUGAAAUUGAAGACAUCAUCUCCAAAAUGAAAGAAACCAGCAAAAACCCAGGACUUCGUCAGAUCUGCAUGCAUGAUGUACUCAUCCGCGAAUUCUGCAGAGGGCUUGUCCACAAAUUAGGACCUUUGGAGGAGCAGCGUCGUAAAGACAAAGACAACAUCAGAACGAAAGUGAGGGCUGUAGGUAGACUUGUUGUAAGACUGAAUGAAAAAUCAAAUCAGGAUUUGGACUUGUCAGCUUUCCUCAAACCAACACAUUUCCGGCUGAUAGUAGAAACAGUGAGAGACAUGGGCCUGGAGUCACCCAAUCUGUCACUCACGUUGGGUCAUUACAUCAAACAAAUUGUACAACUUAAGCAGAGUCUGGCCCUUCAGGGUGAAGACGACGAGGCCAGGAAGGAUGCAGACAACUUCAGCCUCCUAAUCGGUGCUCAUUGGAACAAUUAUGUGUCCGCUGUAGCAUUGAGGCGAAUGAAACUGAGAACACUGAACAAGGCAGUGGAGUUGCCAAAGACAACUGACAUGGUCAGUUUGAAGAAUUUCCUCGAUCAAGAGAUCAAGAAGAGUCUGAGCCUGGCAAAAUUGUCUCCUCAGGAAUGGACUGAUACUGCAGAGGUUGUCAUGGUGCGGAUUUUGCUCUUUAACAAAAGACGUGUAUCUGAAGUGGAGCAGUUGAAAGUGUCAGACAUUCGCCAAAUUCAAACUGACUCUGACAAUGAAGAAAUGUUGGCACAAAUGGGAAUCACGGAGAGGACACUAGCCAAGAGAAUGAGUGUAGUUGAAGUUCGUGGCAAGAGCACAAGAGGACUUAGAAAAGUGUUUGUAGUUCUUUCUGAUGAGAUGCUAGAGGCUUGCAAGCAUUUAAUCCAGACGAGGAUGAAUGCAGGAAUCGAUCCAUCCGUUGAUUACCUGUUCGCCCGACCUUCUGGUUCACCGUUGGAUGGUUGUAGUGCCAUGCGGAAUGUGACCGAGAAGUGUCCUGGACUGGAGUGUCCAAAGCUGAUCAGGACAAGGCUACUCCGAAAGUACUUGGCCACAACAAUCCAGUUGUUGGAUAUGACAGGUGACGAGCUUAAGAUGGUGGCUGAUCAUAUGGGACACUCAGUGGCCGUUCACACUGAUGUCUACAGACUUCAGUCUUCACUGCUGGAGAAAACUAAAGUUGCUAGAGCACUCAUUGCCCUUGAAAAUGGAAAUCUAACAAAAUUUGCAGGGAGAAACCUAGCAUCUAUGCCAGUGGAAGAGCUCCCUCUCCCAACAGCAGACCGAGAAGAUGAGGAGGAGGAUGAUCUUGAGCCUUUGAACGUUGCAAAGGAAUCUGGCUCGGAGCACACGGGAGAAGAUGCUGGCCAACCUGGUGCUGCAGUAGAGACUCUGGAGGAUGUUGGGACUGUGGAUGAUAGACUGUCUAUGUCUGAAAAAACGAAGAAACCUCAAGGAAGGAAAAGAUGGUCACUUGAGGAAGAAACAAGUCUCUGCACUCAGUUCAAGGAGAACAUUGUCACCAAAACAAAUCCGUCUGGAAUGCAAAUCAGACAGGCUCAGGAGAAGUGUCCAUUCCUGAAGGAGCGGUCUGUCGCUGUUAUUAAAACCAAAAUCAACAAUAUUAUUCUUGGCAAAUGUAAACUCUCAGUGUCUGGGUAGAAACUGAACCUUAUUUCAAUAUCCUUUUUUCAUGUAGUAUGUGAGACAUUACUUGAAGUAUUUGCCGAUAAGCGCUAUUAUUUUUCUUGUAAUUGUAAUUUGACUUUCAAAUGACCUUGCUUUCUAUAUAAGCCUAUAAAUUUGAAUGCUUGGUCAGGGCUGGGAUUAUACAUAGGCCGUGCUGACAUCUGCCAUGGUACCAUCUGAUUGUCAUGAACCCUAUUUCCACUUUCUUUGCCAUUUUAUGAAAUAACAGAAGCUUUCAGAUAUUGCCUACUUACUUGCAGUGAUGGAUGAACCCAACAUUUGUCUUCUUCUUCUUCUUCUUCUUCUUCUUCUUCUUCUUCUUCUUCUUCUUCUUCUUCUUCUU